Molecule: messenger RNA, 3117 nt
Organism: Cryphonectria parasitica EP155
Lineage: Eukaryota; Fungi; Ascomycota; Sordariomycetes; Diaporthales; Cryphonectriaceae
Exons: 2
Coding region: 1-3117 (1038 amino acids)
Source: RefSeq, a predicted model, not a curated record
AUGACCGCACGGCAUAUAAUCUCUGAGCUAAUUAUCGGCCUUUUCAUGGACUUUGUUUGCAGUAAUCUCUCGAAUCUCAAGAAACAAUUUGUCUUUGACGAAACUCUACCCGCUGUACGAACAUUCACUCUCCGUGGUCUCGCGCACACACAUGCAUCUGCUGGCCGCGACUUUACCCAAACAGACCUGAAGGCCUUGCAGGGACUGGGAGGUUGGACACCCUUGAAUACAUCGACGCCCUUCUCCUAUGUUCCAUCUUGGACACACCCGCUAUGGCGCGAGGAUGUCGAGAUCGCCUUCGAUGGGACGUGGUAUAAAGUGCGACAAAAACUAGGAGAUCCUGCAGCGUCUAUGAGGCCAGCCCUACGCCCUGAAGACGAGGCUCGGCAUCCUACCGAAUACGCGCGGCGAUUCGGUGUCCACACGGACAGGCAGAGAGACAAUUGGGGCCAUUCCAGAAUGACACCUACAGAUCCAUCAUUUCAGCCAUCCGUACAGAGUUUUGAGGGCGAUGAGUAUGACAGGAGCUUGCAGAAUAUUGUAUUUGACUACGACACGGCCGAGCUAGCUAAGAUAGGGGCCUUGAACCCGAGACUCGACAUUGCCUGGCCCCCAGAUUUGGACGAUCCUGUUGACACACUUUUCGACCCUAUGAGGUGGACCCAGAUGUCGAUGCCGGGGUGGAAAGACUGGUCUGGCCUUUGGGAUGUACGUUAUGGUCCCAGCCUCGACGGUGUGGGGGGAGUAUACAACUACCAGACAAAUGAGAAGGUCCGCGAGGCUCUCCGCCCAGCGUUACAGUUGGUGUCGAAAAUUAUGAGAUCGGGCCAUCCAUACUGGCAGGCCAUGACGAGCCUCCACCACCUUCGGCCUGUCGACAAUGCGAAAGACGGUCGUACGAGUGAAGAGCGAUCCAGGCAAGGAGGCGUCCCUUACACCUCUGUGUGGAUACAUGUCGAUGGUACCGACGCAAGAAUGCCCACCCCAUACCCAGAAAUGCAAAGACUCAACGACCUUGGUUUCGACUCGAGGCUAGCCAGAAACGCAUGCAUGUCCCUCUUGUAUAGAUUCCUACAAUUCAGUAUAUACCUCGGCGAAAACAACAGCGGAAUGGUUCGAGUGUAUCAGGACCAAAAUGUGUGGGCGCCCCGGCUUUGCAUCAGUGCAACGCUCAUCUGGCCGCUACUUGUCCCCAAGAACCUGUCAGACAGUGAAAGGGCAUCUCAUACUUUUGCAAUUGCAUCAACGAUCUUGCACGAGCUGGCUCACGCAUGUGCUCACGCGCAUCGAUGUCUGAUGACUCGAACCCUCAUCUUGAAAAAGACGCCAAUAGGGGCAGCUCUUGGAGAGGAGAUACUCAACAGCCUGCUCAGGCUUGGUAACCAAGUAUUUGGUCCGAUGUUGAAAGAUUCCCAAGGAUUUCAAACACGGCCUAGUCGAAAUGACUUCUUUGCAGAGGACGCAGCGCAAGGGGAGGAAGGGCUGAACUUUGAGAAAUACCUCUGGGGGAACCGUAUUAUCAGGUUACCGAGAGGAGGAUCCAGUGCAUUCAUGUUGAUGCCUAUCAUCGCAACAUCCGACUGGCCAGUCGCCCACCCACAACCGUACCAACAAGGGAAAACAAAAGCAGACCAACGUGACACUGCAUAUAUGCGCUGGCUUGUCGAGCCUCGUGUCCAGAGCUGGAACGAGAUCACAGCUGUGCCCGUGGCAUGGUAUGCUCGACUCUUCCAAAAGACGUGGUGGCAGUCUAACUACCGGAAGUACGGCCACCAAGGACUAUUACUGGCCUGCAAUGAUGGGCAGGCCUUGUCAGACCAGCGAGCAAGAUCUGUGCCACUUUUCCCCAUCGAGAAUGAUCCUGACGAUAUGGUCGCUGUGCUGGGUUCGGAGGCAUACACUUGGCUCCGUGACACCAUGGCACGACAACUUGCGGACAAAGGACUUCGAGUGCUCAGAAGCUACAUCACGGCUAUGAUGUGUUUGGUGGCUGAGUCGGCUAUACUUGCGACGAGACUCGCAAAUGAAGAGGCGGGAUGGGCGCACAAGUGCCGGGAGAUGCAGAGGCUGGCUCUGAGAGUUGCCAGAUGCUAUACCGCCAUGGUCAACGCCAUUCACGGAGAUAUGGCGACACCUAGUACUACAGCAUCCUUUACAGUCGAAAAUGCCAAGGAGCGGAUCCGCGCCUUGCAGAACAGCGUGCGGCCAGCCUUGCAGAAUAUGAUGCAGCUCCGCAGAGUGAUCGACCAAGAGAUCGCUUACCAACAGAACAUUCUAAACAUGUAUCUGCUGCAGGGACAAAAUUUCCGAAAGGCAUUCAGGUCAUACAUAGUUGCUCUGCGAAAGAGAAUGACAAUUACACGGGAUCUUUUAAAUGGCCAACGCAUCAGCGUCUCCCUGGCAGAUCUGGGCGAUGAUGCAUACAAAGUCGGCGGAGGCUGGCAGGAGAUUUUUGAACAAAAGUUAGAAACAGACCUAGCAUGCGGCACAAAUGGCAUGAUUCCUAAGGAUCUGGCGACGGAAUCUCAUCUGCUUCUAGAGAUGCUGAAUGAGGUCAGGACUUUGCACACUGGGUUUCAACUGCAGGUGGAUAUGCUGGAAGAGAACAACAACCUGGCACAGAGCAUUGGUCCAGAUGGCUCUGUCGACCUGUCACUCUAUGGGCAAUCCAGGCUGCGAUCGGUGACGCGUGCAAGGCGCACCGGUUUUCUUCGGGCGUACAGGACUGCAGCAAUGAGAGAGAUGAGACGACUGGCGGAUGGCCCUAUGAAGAGAUUAGUUCGAGAGGCCGUGGGUAUUUUGUCUUCGUAUAUGGACAUAAGGCAGAUCGAAGGAGAUCUCCGUGUCCUGAGGUCCGAGACAGAGCGAAGGAACGACUUGAUGAGGGACGUCUAUGUGAUGCUCACGAAUGAAAGGCAGUUCAUGGCGGACAGACAAGUAGCGAGGGACGCAGGCCAACAAAGAGUAACUGAAGAUCCAACUGUGCAGGAUCUGAGAGUGCAGGUGUUGCAGAAGGCUGGGGGGCAUACUGGUGACCGGGCCUAUCUUGCGAGUAUCUGGACGAAUGCCACCAUACAAAAGUUUCUUGAUGGCAUGGAUCAAGAGCCCCUGCUAUGA